Molecule: messenger RNA, 702 nt
Organism: Suillus clintonianus
Lineage: Eukaryota; Fungi; Basidiomycota; Agaricomycetes; Boletales; Suillaceae
Product: AhpD-like protein
Exons: 4
Coding region: 1-702 (233 amino acids)
Source: RefSeq, a predicted model, not a curated record
AUGACUGAUAUCGCGACUCCUGAAUUUCUCAAUGAAUUACAGUCUUUGUAUCCUGCACCAGCAAAAUAUAUCGACGGCGGAUGGUAUCUAGCUGCCGCUGUAGCAUUCAGCUCGAGCAACUGUCCCGAAGCCGUCCCACGUGUACUUCGCUAUGCCCUCGAUGAUCUCGACAAGCUCCCUGACACCUCGGAUGAAGAUCGCAGGUUGCUCGUGCGGAAGAUGAGGGAGGGUAUCUUUAAGUCUGGCUUGCUCUCUGGUUAUCCCAAAGUUAUCCACGCUCUUAUUUCGCUAUAUGAAGCCACACCCGAAGAGCUUCGAGACACUGAGCCUCUGCGCGACACCACUCGAUCGAAAGAGGAAGUUGCUGUUGCUGGUCAGGCAUAUUUUGAUUUGCAAUACGGUGAUACCGCAGCGGAAGUCCAGCCCAUGCUUAAAUCCAUAUACCCAGACCUCGAACACUUCACGAUGACACUUGGGUACGGGUAUGUGUACGCCUUCUUGGAAGUGAUCUCAUCCAAGGAGACGUCAUUCGCCAUUAUCGCUGCCCUGAUCGCGAACGACACGCUUAGUCAGGUUGGAUGGCAGCUCACUGGCGCUGUUCGCAAUGGCGCAACAGUUGAGGAGGCAAGAGCUGUACGAGAGAUCGCACUUAGGAUCGCAAGCAAGGCGGGCGUCUUGAAGCAUGAUGUUCCCAACAUUUGA